GAGUUAUGAGAGCUUGUGGUAUGUUGAUACUGUAAUGCUAAAAUGAUGUUUACACCUACACCGAUGACCGACUGAAAAAAUGGAUUCAGUGAUGGCUUUUUCCUGAUUUUCUGUGAUUUUACUAUGAAGAUUCAAUAACUAAACUUAAAUAUUUACUUUUCUUUUUCUAAUGAUGAUCUCACUCUAUCAACAACGCCUAAACGCUUUUAUAUCUGCUAUCUUUUCUACCUCAAACCCUUUCUUAUUAAUCCUACUCCCCCAUCCAGUUUUGCCCUACAGACUUUAAUUUAACUUUGUCGACUAUGGCUGCUGCUAUGAAGCUUCAACUGUCCUUGGAGGAAAGCAGAAUUCGAGGUUCAGAUUUAGGCAUGUGUCCUGAUCAGGUGAAGCCUGUGACUUGGGCACCUAUGAAAGGAAAAUACUGACGAAAUUGUUGUGGUUGAUGUGGACACAGCAGCCGCACUCAUCAUGGACAUGUUUUCUCUUCAAUAGGUUGUUUUUGUUUUAUGCCAUAUCAAACUUCCAAACAUCUUUCUCUGCUAGGCCCUUUGGUGUUCUUUUGAACUUUUAAGACUUAGGGAUGGUUAUAUGUGAUUGAAAUAGAAGAUGCAUUGACCAUUUUUGGCAUAGGUUUGGCAAGGAAGCAAAAAACUGGUUAUUAUUUAAUAUAUACUCUUGGGAAACGUCAUUCGUGCUAGUGAAAGUAUGAAUGUGACAACUAUCACCAAAAUAGUGGGACUUUUAGCAGUUACUUUGCAAAUUUUUGUAUCCCAUUUAGCUUUUUCAAGCAUGCUAGAAGCUCUGGGGUAACAAUAGCCAUGUUUAAGUGUGAGUUUAAGUUCAAUUCCAAAAAUAUGAAAGAAUAAAGGAAAAAAAAAGUGUUUACUUUGGCCAAAGAAACACCAGGAAAACCUAUUAACAGUUUUGAUUAUGAUGAAAUGCUGUUCAUCAAUGAAUUAAUGUAAGAUAACUUGAUAUCUCAUCAAGGAACAAGAUGAUGUGGUGUGGUGCUUUUGACUUCCUUCAAAGUUCCUUCUCUCUCUCUCUCUCUCUCUCUCUCUCUCUCUCUCUCUCUCUUUUAUCAACUUCUGCCUAGUUGCAAAUUGAAACAGAGGAAAUGAAUGGAAUUUAUCACUUUUGUCUUUUACUUCACUUUUGAUUUCUAUAUAUUUCAUGGAAAACUUUGCCCUAAGGAAAUAUGUUUAUCAUUAUUACUAUUAUCAAUGCUUUUACAAUCUCACGUUCAUAAUUUCACUACCUUGUCUCUCCAAUUAAUUAUUGGCUUCUUAUUACAGUUUUUUAUGAUUGUUACUAUUUUCAUUUGAGAUGUUUUUUCCCUUUCUUUUUUUUUUUUUCUUAAUGGAAUACUUACUAUGUAUUAUCAAGGUGAGAGAUGUUAAAAGUGAAAAGAUUCAUCAGGAUAUUAUAAUCUUUGCUUCCUUUUUUUGCUGCAAUAGCAACAAUGAAUACCUAAAAAGGAAAAUAACAAAUCAAUUAACAGUCAUAUUUAUUAUCACUCUUUAUAGGUACAAAUCGCUGUAAUCAGUUGUGACAAUGAGCAAGUCACAAUACAUUAUGUGUUUUUGCAUUUGCUUAAUAGUUGAAGCAAAAGCUUUUAUCCUUUCUAUUCUCUUGACUGGUGAUGGAUUACUGAUGAUGAUAAUGAUGCUGAUUUCAUUUCUGAUGGUGAUAAUGGAACUAGUUUCUUGAUUUUGAUCCUUCUAAUUUCAGAGUGAUAUCACAAUCGGUUGUGAUGAGAAUUGUUUGUAUUGGUAUUUUUCUUUCUCUUGAUCAGUUGCUUGUAAAUUAUUAUCACUGUGUCUCUGUUUCAGCUUGAUUUGCUUGUAUCGAUUGAAGUCUAGGAGAUCAAAUGGCAUUAAUUAGUGAGUGUCCAAAACUUAACAGUUCAUUUUUUCUAUCAAUAGCUAUCUUAUUCUGCUUAUGCGAACAAGCAUAAAGUUAUUGGAAAGAGAAGAGUCCAAAGGCAUGAAGGACUCAAGUAGAGGACUGAAUGAUCUAUCUUAGCAAGAGCACCAGGAAAGUCUGGUGUCAAAAGCAACUAUUCAAGGCCUUUGAUUUCCCUUUUAAAUCUGAUAAGCUCCUACUUGACUUUUUCAUCAGUGGCCUGCUGUGAUGAAGUGAUCCUUGUGUGUUAUGAUUUCCUAUAAUCUAUUGUUCUAUUGCUCUUAGGUUGAUAAUCUUUCUUUGCCUGGCGGGAUAAUCUGUCUUGUCUAAUUUGUAAGGGCUGUAAGAGGAGUCAUCUCUUUUUACCACACUUGUAGACAAGCUACUCAAUUUGCCUUUGAAAAGUAAAUAUGGAAGUUGUUUCGUUGGUCCAUUGGUUUUUACCAUAUGCCCGUAUCCCCUUGAAAAUCCAUUGGUUCUCUAUCAUCUUAUCAAACAUGGUACGUUACAGAUUUCCAUUCAUGAAACACGUGGAAAGAACGGGAACACGUGGCUUUAGAAAUAUUUUUACUCUUCCUGAGAAUCGCCUUUUAAGUACUUUUUCCUUAUAAAAAACCGAGACAAGGAUUCUUCAAGGCCAAUUCCUGAUCGCUGGAUGCUGGUUGUUAAGGAGCAGAAGGAUGGAUCUAGUCUUUCGUACUACACAUGUCCUGAGAGUGGGCAAAAGUUCAACACCUAUGAAGAUCUCAUGCGAUAUGUGAACUAUGCAAAAGCUGCUAAGCUUUCCAUCUACUCUCCUAAUUUCUGUCCCCGGAAACCUCCCCGCAAACCAAAGAAAAAAGCUAGCACACCUGAAGUAGCUCAGAAUGUAGCCGAGAAGGACAAGGACUCGGACUCGGACUCGGAUUCAAGCGAUUCAACAUUCGAGUUGCCUCCCAUUGCUUCGCUCGAGUUUCUAGAUGAGUGGAGUUCAGCGGAGUCUGAUAAGCAAUCUGCUUCGGGAAAGAAGAAGUUAGAGAAGAACCAUGCUUCAAAUGAAGGUUGCAGCAGUGGUAACACGGGAAAGGCUAAGAAACAGAAGAAGUAAAUGAGUAGAAGAUGGUGCGGGUGCGGGUGCAGUUGAUCAGCAAGUUUAUGUUCUGCCUUUCUCUUAUUUUGCAAUGGUGUGGUUUUAUUUAGGGUUUGAAUAAAUGAGUUAAAACAAAACUAAGAACAAUAGAUCUUUUCUUUUUCUAGUGUGGACUGAAUGACGAACUUUUAAGGCUGAUCAAUUUGAAAUAAAUUACUUUACUAAUC
Messenger RNA from Gossypium raimondii (Peruvian cotton), 3201 nucleotides. RefSeq lists its product as uncharacterized. Gene Ontology annotation, molecular function: DNA binding. The transcript is spliced from 7 exons. The record is from RefSeq and is a predicted model, not a curated record. Lineage: Eukaryota; Viridiplantae; Streptophyta; Magnoliopsida; Malvales; Malvaceae. The coding region runs from base 2561 to 2992 and encodes 143 amino acids.